Molecule: messenger RNA, 2806 nt
Organism: Salarias fasciatus (jewelled blenny)
Lineage: Eukaryota; Metazoa; Chordata; Actinopteri; Blenniiformes; Blenniidae
Gene: hs3st4
Product: heparan sulfate (glucosamine) 3-O-sulfotransferase 4
Exons: 2
Coding region: 627-1928 (433 amino acids)
Molecular function (GO): [heparan sulfate]-glucosamine 3-sulfotransferase activity
Source: RefSeq, a predicted model, not a curated record
GCAAAAAGGCUGACACUUUCUGCUGCGCAAAGUAAAGACAGAGACGCGUUGAAGGGAUGGUGCGCCCGUUUGUCUCAUGUUUCAGAGAUCCAGUGGAUUUAUAGGCUUUCUGGAUGGAUAGGGAUCCACUCUUUCAUCGCAGACGGGACUGGACUUGGGGCUGAGCGGCUGAUGAGAAGAAACCCACUUUAAACACUCUGCCGUCCGUUUUUUUUUUCCCCUCUUCUCUUUUCCCCCUCUCUCUUCCUCAUACAAUGCCAGGAUUUCGCCCAUCAUACACUGUCCAAUUCAAGCCAGGCUGCUCAUUUGGAAGGACGCCAGACCUCCAGCCUCUCAAAUCUGCAAGUUCAGUCCAAUAAAUUGUGACAUUGUCUGUCAGUCUUGGAAUAAGAAAUCGAUACUCAAGAAAGGGGACGCGAUAUUCUUCCGGAAUUUUAACGAUCUAUUACCCCGCUAUCCUUAUAAAUAUGCGAUUUGGUUGGAUUAGGGUGGUUUGUUCCAGCUUCAGGCUUUUUCAGCUGGAGCGGCGCUGAUAGUGACUGAUUAUUGCUGUUGAUUUUGUCCAUGCAAGACUCGGGGUGGAAACAUGUCUGGCCACUUCUUUGAGAGGAUCACUGCUAUCAGAGAUGGCAUUUUGGUCCAGCACUUCAGUUUUCACCUCUAAAGUGCCCCGGAAAAUCUUAUUCAUGUUCACCCUCUCCCUCUCUGUCACCUACUUGUUCUACAGCUUGAUGAGCUGCUACAACUCGCUGCAGUUCCCGCUGCAAGAGAACUAUGUGUAUCAGGGCAGGCUGGUGACGGAGGAGACAACUUUUGUCACGCUGAGGGAGAAACUUUACUCCGCUUCGCAGGGCUUUACCGAAUUCACCGAGGCCGAGAGGACCACCGCGGUCACCGUGUUGCGGGAGCAUGCCGCCGAGGCCGAGCAGAGGACGGUGGAGUGGAUUAGGACGCAGGCGUCUCCGACCAGACCCGCGGCGGCCGCGGCGGCGGGAGCCGGAGCCGGAGCGGCGGCGGCGGCGGCGGCGGGGCUCCACGCCAGCGGGCUGGAGAGGGAGCGCCAGGAGUUCAGCACCACGGACAGCGAACUCAGGGUGAACUGCACCUCGGAUUACGGAGAGAAGAAACUUCCGCAAGCCAUCAUCAUCGGGGUGAAGAAAGGGGGCACCAGGGCGCUGCUGGAGGCUCUCAGGGUGCAUCCGGACGUCAGAGCCGUUGGAAAUGAGCCACAUUUCUUUGAUAGGAACUACGAGAAGGGGCUGGACUGGUACAGAGACCUGAUGCCUUCGACGCUGGAGGGGCAGAUCACCAUGGAGAAGACACCCAGCUACUUUGUGACUAACCAUGCCCCAAAGCGCAUCCACUCCAUGGCCAGGGACAUCAAGCUUAUUAUAGUGGUGCGUAAUCCUGUCACCAGAGCCAUUUCGGACUACACACAGACUUUGUCCAAGAAGCCGGAGAUCCCCACCUUUGAGGUUCUCGCUUUCAAGAACCGGACGCUGGGGCUUAUAGACGCCUCGUGGAGCGCGCUGCGCAUAGGAAUAUACGCUCUUCACCUGGAGAGCUGGAUGCAGUACUUCCCUCUCUCCCAAAUGCACUUUGUCAGCGGGGAGAGGCUCAUCGUGGACCCGGCGGGCGAGAUGGCCAAAGUGCAGGACUUCUUGGGACUGAAGAGGAUUGUCACAGACAAACAUUUUUACUUCAAUAAGACUAAGGGAUUUCCCUGUCUGAAGAAGCCAGAGGACAGCAGCACCCCCAGGUGCCUCGGCAAGUCCAAAGGGAGAACUCACCCUAAAAUUGACCCGGACGUGAUUCGGCGGCUGCACAAGUUCUACAAGCCCUUUAACAUGAUGUUCUACCAAAUGACUGGCCAGAACUUUGAAUGGGAGCUGGAGGAGGACAGCGAAACCCGCAGCUCUCAGGACUAGCAUGGCACGGCUCAGCCACACCACCAGCCUUUCUUCACUACAGACUCCCGUUGUCUCGCUUCAUCUUCAGAGAGAGUGCUCAAGCACGCCAAUCAAUCAUGGCUGUCUUUGCAGUGUCUGUAUCCAUUAGCAAGAGUUUACUGACAUGCUUUUUCUUGACGAUGGCAUAUCAUUAUUGUACAUACUAAACAUAAAAUAUAUUUAUAUUUGUGUAAAGGAGAUGAUUUAUUCCUUUUGUUUCUGAAAGCAUAGAACUGACAUAAAAGAAGAAUAUCAUGUUGACUAUGGCAAUGCAUGCGAUGAGUUAAGUGUCCUUACCUCAUGAGCCCCAAGGCUAGACUCUGCCUGUUUCUUCUCCCUUUACUUUCCUGCAGUUUGUUGCCCUCACGCCCACUCACCAGCAUUCGGUACAAAAAGAUAUUCUAUUUCAAUGGCUAAGGCCAUGAAGUGCUCUGUAUUCUUUCUUUUAACACAGUCCUGCUGCUUCAGAAGAGACAGAAGAGAGAGAAGUGAUAGACAUAUACUACUAUAAUCCUUUGACAUGUGUUCAUCCUUUCAGUUGUCCGUAUUCGGAGUCGAGACAAUCCUUUUAAGUUUACCAAAGUGUUAAUUUACUCUGUGUCACUGUUCUGGUUGCUCUGCACUCAUUAAUCGCACACAUAUUCAAUAAGAGAGCUGAUGUACAGUGGCCAUCAUUCAAUAAUUGGAUUGUUUCACUGCACAGUUGAGCAUUAGCAUACUGAUGACCGUGCACUCCGGCGUGGUGCAGUAUCAGUGGUUUUAGUAUAAUUUUACAAAUGAACCCAUCUUCUCCCCGCGCAUCAAACACUCCUGCAUGCUGACAAAGAUCAUUCCCCGCUUUCCCCGGAAUAUCGGUU